Messenger RNA from Hansenula ciferrii, 438 nucleotides. RefSeq lists its product as uncharacterized. The coding region runs from base 1 to 438 and encodes 145 amino acids. The record is from RefSeq and is a predicted model, not a curated record. Lineage: Eukaryota; Fungi; Ascomycota; Saccharomycetes; Phaffomycetales; Wickerhamomycetaceae. The transcript has a single exon.
AUGAAAAAUCGUUUAGAUAAAGAUCAAAUUAUAAAUAUCCCCAAAUUGAUAAAUUUUGGUAUCAUAAACCUAGAUGAAGCAUAUGAAUCAUACCAUGAAUAUGAUUUAGAAAUUCCAGAUCAUGCAUUUUAUAUAUUAAUGGAAAAAUUACCAAUAGAUCUAAAUCAUAUUAAUCCAUCUGAUACUCAUUUUGAAUCUUUAGAACAACAACUUUAUAAUCUCAAUUAUGUUAUUAAGAGAUCACAUAAUGAUAUUAGACCUCAAAAUAUCAUCGUCUCUAGAGAUAGAGCAUAUUUGAUUGAUUUUAGUGAGUCAUCUGAAUGUAAUUAUGAGCCAAUAUAUAACGUUCCAAGAACUAGACGUAAAAGAUUUGAAAUAAGGGUUCCAUUUGAUUUGGCUAGGCUCAAAAGGUAUCAAAAUGACUUGAAGGAAAAUUAA